Messenger RNA from Leptosomus discolor (cuckoo roller), 540 nucleotides. The record is from RefSeq and is a predicted model, not a curated record. Lineage: Eukaryota; Metazoa; Chordata; Aves; Leptosomiformes; Leptosomidae.
UGGCGCUCGGCCAUCCAGAAACAAACCACUUCGAUGACUCCUAAUAGUUAUCGCCAGAUGUACUAAUACACAACAAAUCACGGUCCGGGAGAGGGGGAGAGCAAAUGAGUUCCUAUUUCGUGAAUCCCACUUUCCCGGGGAGCCUGCCCGGGGGCCAGGACUCUUUCCUCGGGCAGAUCCCCCUCUACCCGGCGGGUUAUGAUGCUCUCAGGCAUUUUCCGGCUUCGUACGGGGCAAGCAGCCUGCAGGACAAGACUUACACCUCACCUUGUUUCUACCAACAGUCCAACACCGUCAUUGCUUGCAAUCGGGCUUCCUAUGAGUACGGAGCCUCUUGUUUUUAUUCGGACAAGGAAAUUAGUAGCUCCUCUCCCUCCGGCAGUGGCAAACAGAGGGGGCCCGGGGACUACCUGCACUUUUCUCCCGACCAACAGUACAAAUCCAGCGGCGUCCAAGCCAAAAUUGUAAAUGACGAAGGCACCGACCGGAAGUACACGAGCCCUGUUUACCCCUGGAUGCAGCGGAUGAACUCCUGCGCUG